This is a messenger RNA of Pelobates cultripes (western spadefoot toad), 300 nucleotides long. Lineage: Eukaryota; Metazoa; Chordata; Amphibia; Anura; Pelobatidae. The record is from the annotation of a GenBank genome assembly.
AUGGUCUACUUCCCUCGUGCAAACCAGGAUUCUUACCAGGCUUCCAGCGCAUCCUCGACCCAGUCAAAAUGCCUAUGCCGGUCCACAACCGCUCGGGCACCUUUACCGCCACAUUCCCGGUACUACUGCCUCACUUCCGGGUCAGGUGUCAAUCACCCGGAAACAGUGAGUAAGAACAUCACGAAGCACGUUCAAACACACGAACUGCACCAACUCAUACGAAGGGCUCUACUUACACGUACGGCUACUUACACGAACGGGAAAACCUCACAAAUUGCUUCAUCACACGAAACGACUUAA